Molecule: messenger RNA, 2018 nt
Organism: Ipomoea triloba (trilobed morning glory)
Lineage: Eukaryota; Viridiplantae; Streptophyta; Magnoliopsida; Solanales; Convolvulaceae
Product: protein NEN1-like
Exons: 6
Coding region: 135-1685 (516 amino acids)
Molecular function (GO): 3'-5' exonuclease activity; nucleic acid binding
Source: RefSeq, a predicted model, not a curated record
UUUUACUCUCAUUUCAAAAAUCUCUCCUUCCCCUCCCCUGCACUGCAAGUCUCCCUCCCGUGCAUACGCAUCUUAUUCAUAUUCAUUUCUUCCAUUUCGAGGCGUUUUUCAUUCUCUCGUCGGACCUCCGAGCAAUGGUGUUGACUGGGGACAGGUCGGAGAUUGUGUUCUUCGAUAUAGAGACGACGACACCCACCCGACCCGGACAGGGUCACGCGAUCUUGGAGUUCGGCGCCAUUCUAGUUUGUCCCAGGAAGCUCGUUGAGCUGGAGAGCUACUCCACCCUGGUCCGACCCGCUGAUCCUUCGCUCAUGUCUAACCUCUCCGUUCGCAGCAACGGAAUUUGCAGAGACGCCGUCGAUUCUGCGCCUACUUUCGCUGAUAUUGCUGACAAGGUCUACGACAUUCUCGACGGGAGAAUAUGGGCAGGUCACAACAUAUUGAAGUUUGAUUGUCAUCGGAUUCGUGAGGCUUUUGCUGGGAUAAAUAGGCCAGCUCCAGAGCCUAAGGGUACAAUUGACUCACUUGCCCUGCUGACUCAAAGGUUUGGACGGAGAGCUGGAGAUAUGAAGAUGGCAUCUCUUGCUACUUAUUUUGGUCUUGGACAACAAAAACAUAGGAGUUUAGAUGAUGUUCGGAUGAAUCUUGAAGUGCUCAAGUACUGUUCGACUGUAUUACUUUUGGAAUCCAGCCUCCCUGACAUAUUCACAGAGAAGUGUUGGGUUUCUCCUAAUGCUAUCACAAGAAGUCGUAGUAAAGCUUCUCCUGGGAGUACAGGUUCGAGUGCAACUACUCCCUCAACAAACCUGAAGAUUGAAAACCAGACACAUUCAAAGAAAAAUGAGAGAGUUGAAAAUCAUCCUGUUUCACUUUUGGCUGUAAGUGGAAAGGUGGAGGUUGAAGAUGUUAUUGAAUCAAGUUCUGCUAUGCCAGACCCUUUUAACAUGGGCAAACUUCUUGAUGAAAUUGAAAUAGAAUCCCAUCAAUCAGAAGGUGACAUGGAUGAUGAUGAUGAUGAGGAUGAGGAUGAUGAUGAAUAUUGCCCUUCUGAUGAGUCAUCCUCAGAAAUUGAAAGUGAAGUUCCCAGGGGCUGCUGCACUGGGUUCUUAGAACUGAAUGAAAUUUCCAUGCCUUAUCUCUCUGUGACCCUUGUCCCGUUUUAUCGUGGAAUGCAGAAGAUAAAAGUAUUCCAUGAUUGUGCUGAACUGCAGGUUUGUUGUAAACGCUUGAAAGUCCGUUUUGGAAUCAGUAAAAAAUAUUUCGAUUAUGCCGGUCGCCCACAGUUGAAUUUUGUGGUGAAUGCAACACCAAACCUCUGCAAGAUCCUGGAUGAAAUCAAUAGUCGAGCCCAGAGGCUGUGUGCUGAAUCUGGUAGCAGCUCUGAAUGGAGGCCCAUAGUAUCCAGAAACCCCGGCUAUGAAAACUUCCCUACUGUCCGAUUUCAGUUAGCAAGCAUAGUAAAUGGUGAAAUAGUGUGCUGGGCCACAGAGAUAUAUGAGCAAGAAACAGGGAGUGGAAGAGGAAGAAAGAUUGUGUCCAGUAGAUUUGAUAACAAUGCAGAAUUGGAUGGGUUGGUGAGAGCAGGAUGUUUUGUGGAUGUUUACUUCAGCUUGGAUGCAUAUGACUACCAAGGAAGAGCUGGUAUCCGCUUAGUCCUCAAAAAAUUGAUACUGCAUCACAACUGAUACACAGACAGAUCAGGAAGGCCUUGCUUUGCUUUAACACCACAAUUGGUUCUACUCACCACACUUGUUAUUUCAAAUUGCCUCACCCCUCAUUUCACUCUAACUAUUUCAAAAAUCAUAUGCUACCAACCUGCAACAUUUACUUCUAAACUAAUCAACUUUAAAACAAUGUUAGGUUACUGGUAAGGUUAGAUUACUAGUAUGUUAGAUUAUUGGGAAUGUUAGAUUGUUGGAAAUAUUAGAUGGCUAGGAAUGUUAAAUUUAUGUGUUUAAUUAAAAUUGAGGUAUGUAAUAUAUACUUGUUCUAUUUAGUGUUAUCUUUAAUACUCUUAA